AUGAUUGGCGUCUCCGUCGCGGGGGUCACGAGUGCGGAGCACGGCGCUGACCCCGCAGAGGUGGAAGACGUGGCAGGUGAUGAAGAAAGCUUCUCUCAUUUCGGCACCUCUGAACAGUUGAAUGCGCGCGACGAUCUCGACGCUGGCCUCAAGGAAGACGAUGAUGUCGCCUACGACGAAGAAGAGCUACCGCCGGGCCUCCCUCUGGAACACGACCUAGACAGCGGCGAAUUCGCCAGAGAUGAAGACCGACGCGGUGACGAACUAGCGGAAUACUCUGGAGAAGGAGAAGGACCCUGGGACGAUCUAAGCCGAGAUGAUGGCGCAGAAGAAGGCAGAGAAGUCGUAGAAGGAGGAGAAGACGUAGAAGAAGGAGACGCUGUAGAAGGAGGAGAAGAGAGGCGUGAAGACUUCGCUGACGAUGCGGGCGCGGCAGAGUGUGCAGACGCUGGAGAAGAAGACUACCAACAAGCAGAAGAAGGAAGGACAGACGAAGAUGGACGAGAGAAUGGCGGAGACGGACUCGGUGCCGCUGGCAAAGGCGAGCAGGCGCACGAGCAACAAAGCGAAGUGCCUGGACACGAACAAGGCGAGCGGGAAGAGGAUCGGGACGGAGGCGACGAAACUGCAGGGAAAAGGAAGAAACGCAAGAAGUCCGGCAAAAAGAAGUUCAGUUUCCCUCCCGGAGUGGCGGCAGGCGGCGGGCCGUCCAGGGGACCUGUUGUUAUCAAACCCCCCCCUCCGCCUCCGGGCACCACUGGGACGCCUGCCCCGCCUCCGAUGCCUCGAGUGAUUCAUCCGAAGCGACCUCACCACCCGCCACCGCCUCCGUCACCUCGGUCCGGCCCACCACCUCCGGGAGGCCUGCAAAUUUUGACGGCUCCAAGCGCCCGCCCGUCGCCGGGCGGGGCGAGACCACCCUCCGGGAGGGCACCUUUCUUCAGCGGGUCGACGGGUACCUCGCUGACGCACGCGUCGACUCCUGCCAGUUGCGUCUCGUCGCAUGCAGGGGCCCGCAGCAGUCCGACGCCCUUUACUCAGCAUCCGCCGCCUCCACCUCCUGCAUCUGCUAGCGCCCCUGCCACCUUAGGAGCGUCUCCAUCGCCCUCGCAUGUGCAACAAUCGAACGGGCCGAUGCGGGACCCCCCGCCGUUUCCCCGGGGCCCGCCGUCGGGGGGACGCCCGGGGACCUCUAGUUUGGACAUCCGCGCUGCUGGGCCUGCGGGUAUGCGAGGUGUGGGGGCGCAUGGUGCCGCGUCCGCGGGAGGCACUCCGCCGCCUCCGCCUUCCGGGGCAGUGGGCUCGGCUGGAGUCGCGUCUGUGCCUACGAUCAUCAGUCCACCACACCCUGUGUGUCCGCUGCAAGGGCGAGGGGGUCGUGCAGGCGGUCCGAUUGUGCUGAACCCGCCGGUUUCUUCGCAAGACGGCUCCACGCUCCCGCCGUACUUGGGCGAGGCCCACGCGGCCGCGAGUGUGUCCCCAGACCUUGCUGGCCACGCCGCGAACCCGCUAGCUGUUGGAGUCGGAGGGAGAGGUCCCCGAGUUGCAGCUGGACCUCGACCGGGCUUUCACCGGUCUCAUAACGAGGAGACGGUCGCGGCCGGGUACAAAGGGUCGGGCUCUGCGCCUCCGGCCGGGCAGCCUCUGCCAGGGCGGUUCGGAGACGUUCGCAUGGGAGGCUGGCCCGGAAAAGAGCCUGGUGUGGUUCCAGGGAUGGAAGGGGCUCCGGGGGGGCUUGAGGGCCCCAAAGGCCAGCCGUCGGGACCCUUUCACGCGUCGCCAGCCUCCGUGUAUCCGUCGGGGCGUCGCGAGGAAGCUCAUGGCGGGGACCGGCUGCCGCCCUACGGCUACGGCCAUGCACAUUUAGAUGACUCGGGUCAGAGUGCUCCCGCAAGCGUCUCUCAGAGGCCAGGCCGGCGCCCUGUCAUUCUGUCGGCAGGCGCAGGCGGCAGAGCUGGAGGACCCGGCGGGCCCCAGGGCUGGGAGGCUCAGGCGCUGCCGCCGGAGCAGGCGCCAGGGUAUCGCGGGGGCCAAGGCAGUGUUCCUCAGGAACCAGGUUCAGGUGCUUUCUACGAGUCUCCUCAAGCCUAUGGCUUUCCAAACCGCGUCAAGAGAGAGCGCGAGCUGUCCUCUGUGCCCGCGCUUCCCCCCAGAUUCGAGACUGGCCCUGGUGGCCGGCCUCCUGAGGAAGGUGGGAUGGACUCGGGUUCUCCUCCGGCUUUCCACCGGGCAGUGCCUGGCCACGCUGGAGGGUCGCCUGCAGGCACACAUGGCAGCGACACAGGCUACGGCCCGGGAAUGGGUCGCUCGACGGGCCGGGGGCCUCGCCCGGACUUUGCGUCUCCGACGGCGGACAUCAGAGACAUCCGAAGACGCCCGGAGGGAGGACCGCUGCCCGGGCACCAUCCCGUACACAGUGGGGCUUUAGGGCUUCACUCUGGAGUUUCUGGAGGAUCAUCGUUCGCAGGCGAGUCCGGUAGCGGUGUGCACGGAGGCGCGCCGCGGGGCGGAGGCCCGUGGGGCGGCGGGAGCCCACGUGGAAGUGGCCCAGGCAUGGGUCCCCCGGACGGCAGGUCUCAGGGAUUUCGACGGGGCCCUCCAUCUGACGACCGAAGUGGGUAUGGAGGCAAGGCACCGAGCAGCGGCACGGGAGUCGGGCCGUGGGGAGGCGCCCCCGGCGGAGGGCCAGAGCGAUCGAGUGACAUGGCGGCAGGAGACUCAAGAGGAGGUUUCUGGAGCAGGUCCCAGCUCGCAAGCAGCGGCCAACAGAGUGGGGGCGGCCUGCCGUUCUGCGGUCCUGAAAGCUCAGGAGGGCGCGGACUCCAGGUCGGAGGUUGGCGCGGGCUCCAGGGCGACGACUGGCGCAGCGAGGCCGCGGCUGGACGCACAGCGAUGGGCCGGGCUUCGGACGCGAUACCCGCUCGCGCGGCUUCGAAUCAGCAAGGCGGAGGAAGUGGAGUCGCGUGGCACCAAGGGAGUGGUGAUUUCUUGGAGCAUCCCAAUGCUGACGGGGGCAGCGGCGCGCACUCCCAGAGGCAUCUGCAGCUCCCAGGUGCGCACCCUAGUUCGCAGGGCGAGAGGGGCCUUCCAGGCCUCGCGCCCGAAAGCAGUCGGGGACAGGGAACCCAGGCCGGGUUCGGGGUGUCGUGCGCCUCGCCGCAUGCGCAUGCAGGCUCGUCGGCCUGGCAGCAACAGGCGUCGCGACCUCCACAGAGCGAGGAGGAGGCGCACUUCCGCCACACCGGCAGGUCGAGACCGCAAGCGGGACAAGGAUUCCCACAGGCGGGUUCCGGCUGGAGUGGAGGAAAAGAAGAGGCGUCCGACUUCCCGUCAUCGUGGGAGCCUUGGCAAGCGUCUCACCAGGCGGGCGCAGGCGGCGCCGAAGCCCCAGGCGGUGACCAAGCGUGGUACGAGAACGUCGAACAGCCUGCAUCUGCUCAGAAGGCCUCUGGGGGUCACCUGGGGCGAGGCCGAGAGGUGGAGGAGGUGCCGGGUCCUCACUCCCGUCGGCACAAAGACGGGGACAGGGGUCAACGAGGGUGGGAUCAGUCGAGCCCAGGGUACUCGGCGGGCCGGUACUAUGAGGCUGGAGAGAGGCAGAGCCUGAGGCAGCCGCAAAACACCAAGGGGAGCGAGCGGGAGGGUGGAGUGUGGGGGCAAACUGGCUCAAGUUACGUGGAUCCACGAGACUCGAGUGGAAGGAGAGGGGACGGUGGGAAUUCGACGAGAGGUGGUGGACACGGAGCAACCAGAGGGACGCCGCAUUACGGGAGGGAUGGGGAGUAUGGACGCCCGGGUGGCCGAGGAGCUGAAGGUCAUGGAGGCGACUCUGGGCUUCCGGGUAAUUCACUCCGGGCACACGCAACUCCAGGACCCAAUGCUGAGCAGAAGGGCUUCACGGUCAUUGUAACGAAUGUUCCGGUCGACUUGUCGGCUGCAGAUCUUCAUCAGGCUUUCAGUGCCGUCGGGCCUUUGCUGCGGACGGACAUAAUGCUGAGUUCUUCGGGCGAGCGCACUGGGCGCGUCUGUUUCACCUUCUCCACGUGGCAAGCCGCCGAAGACGCUGUUUCUCGUUUCGAUGGCGGGGAUCUGAAUGGCAGAUGCAUUCGCGUCUUCAUGGAGUAGUCGGUCCUCCAAUGAAUGCGUAGGGCUUGCAUGCAAGUUCCUUAAGGACCCACAUUUCCCCUUGACAGGCACCGAAAACGACAUUCGUGAACGUCGCCAUCACCCGUUAUGGACCUUGUUUCUUUGCUGUCAAGGCCUGCUAUCCUGUAGAGUGGCUUGAUCAGCCCGGAGCCACCUAAUGUGUGGUGGGUUCAUAUGAUACGCGUCCUGAAGGGAGACUGAAAGUGAAACAAGCAGUCAUGCCAACAAGGACAAGUUGAAUGUGCAGAGGGGGGCAGUGUACCGACCGGCGUCAGCAAAUUUUGGGUGCGCAUUAAGUUGAGGGCGACGAGUUUACGUAUGUGAUUGCCCGGUCACAUCACACACAUCGUGGAGUGCAUGUCUCCUUUUGUUUGGGGAUGAUGCCUUCUUUCCACCGAAAAGCCCAAUCUUUCAGUUUCUGGCUUGUUAGACGGCGUGUUAUCGUGGUGACUCGGGGAAUAAGUACUGUCGCUGUUUUUGCGUAUGCGCUGUCGCAACCGACGCUCGCUUCUGCAUAGGUGCCUGUGUAACGGACGAAAACCCAUUAUAUACAACGAACCAGGCGUUCGGGGGAUGGUGAUGCACAGGGAAUGAAAACAGCAUGAAUGCUACUGUGCCAUGGCCGUGUGAAAUUACGCAGAACAAAUUGUGACACUUGCAAUAAUGGAAAUACGCCGUGCUGCACGCAGCACACAAAGGGGACCCCUUGGGUCUGUUAUCUGGACUUUUCUGGGGCAGGCGGAGGAAUAUGUCGACUCAGAAAAGAUUAAAUUGUCGGCGUCUCAAUGCAUGCGUUCGUUGCUAACCUCACCGGUGCAGUGACUUCUUAGCGCGGGACUGUGACUUCCGUUGUGUAGAAAGAGGGGUAGCCACAGUCCCGUCCCGGCAGUAUGAUGAAAGCUGCUACCGGCACGUUAUGCCCAGCAGCUUCCGGCUCAGUACCCCAUAUGCGUGUCAGAGGUCCAUUUCUUCUGACGGGUUUAGACACCUACCUGCAUCAACACUGUGUGGGUCACGAGCUACUCGACAACUUCCAAAUGAAGGUUUCUCUUGUAAAUGAGUCUGAACUGCUGCAAGACCCGCACGUUUCUUCUGACGGUGGUAUGCUAUCGUACCCUCUUACCCACCACCGCUGUAGACGAAAGACUGACAGAACUUGUGUUACCAACAGUGUCGUAAUCCUUUGCUUUCUUUGUAAGCAUAGAACGAUGUGAAAUUCUGUGGCGCCU
Molecule: messenger RNA, 5375 nt
Organism: Toxoplasma gondii ME49
Lineage: Eukaryota; Apicomplexa; Conoidasida; Eucoccidiorida; Sarcocystidae
Product: RNA recognition motif-containing protein
Exons: 6
Coding region: 1-4125 (1374 amino acids)
Molecular function (GO): RNA binding
Source: RefSeq, a predicted model, not a curated record